Phalacrocorax carbo (great cormorant) is the source of this 5089-nucleotide messenger RNA. Lineage: Eukaryota; Metazoa; Chordata; Aves; Suliformes; Phalacrocoracidae. The record is from RefSeq and is a predicted model, not a curated record.
CUCACGCUGCCCUGCGUGCCACGGGACGCCCCCGCAGCCGCUGCUCCCGCGCUGCGGCCCUGCUGUGCUGCUCCCCCAGCCCUCGGCAGCCGUCGAGCAGCCACCACUCGGCAGUGACCGAGCUAACCAUGUCUUUAAAUUCGUCUACGCUUUUCAAUGAAGAAAACCCUCAAGGACCAAAACAAAAUACAGAACGUUUGGGAAGUCUAGAAUUGCAGACUCCAUCAUCGUUUCAAGAUAACCCACUUCAACAAUUACAGUUAGCAUCACAGGAAGUACUCGAAAAGGCAAAAAAGAGUGGGAGAUCAAAAUGCCCCCGAUGCAGUAGUUCAAGGAUGUUUUAUUGUUAUACGUGCUUUGUUCCUGUUGAAACUGUCCCUACCAAAGAAAUUCCGACUGUGAAGUUACCUUUGAAGAUUGACAUUAUUAAACACCCAAAUGAAACAGAUGGCAAAAGCACUGCUGUGCAUGCUAAGCUCCUGGCACCUGAUGAUGUUACAAUUUAUAAAUACCCUUGCAUUCCAGGAUAUGAAGAAAAAAGGCAUGAAAUAGCACUUAUAUUUCCUGGCCCCAAUUCAGUUUCAGUAAAAGAUAUUGUUUUCCAUCUCCAAAAGUACGCUAAGAAAGGUGUUGGUGAUGAUGAUGAUGACUGGUCCAGAGAGCCACUUUUUAAGCAAGCAAAAUUAGAAUCUAAAGAAGAAGAAAAAAAUCUAAAUGAAUGCAUCUCAAGCAACAGGAACGAAGGCACUAGUCUGAAGAAAAUAAUAUUUAUUGACAGUACCUGGAAUCAGACUAACAAAAUAAUAACUGAUGAACGACUUCAAGGGUUGCUGCAAAUUGAGUUGAAGACAAGGAAGACUUGCUUUUGGCGCCAUCAGAAGGGAAAGCCAGAUACAUACCUUUCCACAAUAGAAGCAAUUUAUUAUUUCCUUGUGGACUAUCAUCAGGAGAUUUUGAAAGAGAACUACAAAGGACAAUAUGAUAAUCUGCUUUUUUUCUUUUCAUUUAUGUACACAUUGAUUAAAAAUGCCAAGUGUUGUGCAGGAAAAGAGUAAGAUGUCUGUCUAUAGGUCAUACUUCAGAUUUGUAUGCUUAUCUGCUCAAGUGAACACAUAAAAACGCAUUUCAGUGGACAACUAAAACAUCUCGAUUUGCAAAAGGAAAUGCUAGUUAAGAUACGUGAGUGCACGUGAAGCAUGCGUGAACUACAACGGCACCACGAGAAACGCAGGCUUGAAGUCAGAAUGAGAAAGAUUGUUCUUAAAUAUACAUAUAUAGUGGCACAGAUGUUAAGUGUAUUGUGAGUUCAUGUUCCAGGCAAUGAGAAAAAUCAGCAGUCAUGUCUCAGUGAUAUUGAAACAACAGAUUUCUUAUUCAUUUGGUUCUUAUUGCUAUUGAGAGGUUAUUUCGGCUUUUUACAAUGAUUAAUGCUAUUUCCUUUGGUAUGAAUUUUGAUAGUCUUUUGACAUUUCCGUCUGUUCUUGUAUUUCUUAAACAAAGAUUGCUGUAAUAUUUAACAAAAAAAUCACACAAGUAUAAUAGCUUGAGAAGGAAACUUUCACCCACUUUAAAUAAGCAAAAAUAAAAUGAACCCACUGACCUAAUGUUUUACAAGAACCAGAGAGAAAAAUCAGGGGGGAAGGGUUACUUCCAAGACAGAUUUCCCUGAAAACAUGUUUUUUUAUUUAAGAAGCAGAGGUCAGAUAAAAGCUUAUAUAAACUGUUCUUUGUUACUUUUGGAAAAUACUUUCAUAAGGUUAAAAACAGUUUCCAAAUUUAAGCUUUGUGUACCUCACUUUAUUUGAGCAAUGGGAAUUAGGUAUCUAUUCCAAAAGUAAUUUUAAUUCUCAGGUGAAAUCAAUGUACAGAAAAGAUUUUAAAUCUGGACACUCUGUCCAGGCAUUGGGUUCAGAUUCUUUUUCUUCCAGUGUAACCUCAGUGUAAUGCAAGAGUCAUUCUUAUACCAAGUGACAGAGGCACAUCUAAUAUCUGUAAUUAGUCAUGCUCUGUUGAUAUUCCUAUGAUAACCUUUUAUGAGGGCAGGAAGGAGGUUAUUGUCGCUUCUGCUGCAAAUCUGUUCUAUCUGAGCAGCAGAUGCAGUUCCCCCUUCUCUCCCAUAUCCUGCUCUCCCCUCUGUAAAUACAUUUAAAUCCUCUACUUUAUUUCAGUACUGGUAUAAGAAGCCAAACCAACGAAAUCACCCACCUCACACUGAAAAGGUCUCAAUACGGCUGAUACAUUUUUCCAGCUUUGAGACAUUGCGUUCUACCAAAUGAAAGCGAUCAAGUGGUUAAUCCUUUCAAAUGCAAUUAGCAGCACUGGCCUCCCUGUUCUUUAAAAUGAGGGUCACGGGGAGGUAAAGGCCAGUUCUGGGCCCUUUCUUUCAUAUCAGAGUACCCCUUCACUAACUAUGUCUUCUGUUUCCAAAAACAUCAGAGAGAGCAAGGGGGAAAACAGGCUUCUAUUUCCAUUAGCAGUAACUUAAACAGCCAUAAGUUAAAGGGGGAGGAAAAGGAAGAGCAUCUCUAUCUAUCUCCUUUCUCAACAGAAGACAUCUGGCCUCCUGUGGGGAGGUCACAGAUAACAAAGAACCUGUCAUUACAAACCUCCAAGAUGUGUUCAGAGAACCAUUUUACCUGCAGUCUGGCUCAUUCAUUUCCUGCCACUGAAGCCAUCUGCUUUUGCUUAUUGUGGGUAUUUUCAUUCUUUGUUUGGCCAGGAGUGUGAAGUGGCUUCACUUUAACAUGUUUGUAUGCUUGCUCAGAGGGAGGAUUUAAUCCCUUUCUCAAAAUGAAUAGGAGAGGGAGCUGCAAAAAACAAUUCUUUUUGUGGAAGGUAGCAUAAAAGUCAUCCAAGCCUAGGUUGAAUAAAGGGUCAUGUCAGUGAACGGGGUAAAGACAUGUUGAGAUUGAAAAGAGGUGGCAGCUUGGAAUCUGCAGCAGAAUCUUCCAAAGCACUUGUAUUCUCACCCCAUUUAAAUCCUUUGCUACUGCUUUUUGCAAUUUUUUUUCAGUUUGAGUCCAUCUGGUUUUCCACAUAGGCUUCUUCAUCCCCAAUGGUGGAGUAAUGUAGUGAUCUGUUCUUGCUUUUCUCUUGCACUAAGUUUCAGUAUAUUGCCUGAAUGCUUUAAAAAUCAGUCUGUCUCCAUAAAUGGUGGUCUUAGCAUACUUACGUAAGAUGAAACAUAAUAUGAUAAUUCCUAUCUUUGAAAAUACCAAAAUAAGGAGGGAGGGAAACUUCCUGUUAGUUUCCCAUAAUUUACUAUAAUGCUGUUAUAACACGCUCCCAGGUACCACUGACUUGUGUUUCAAAGUAUUCCAAAAACCUGUGCAUCAGCUGAAUUCAUCUAACUUCUUUUGCAACACAAAACAGUGACUGCAGCAAUGUUAAAACAGGAAAGCUUUCCCACUAAGAUGAAAAGAGCAUGUGGCAGUAAGACGCUCAUCUAUUGACACCAGAAUAUGAGGUCACCUACUGAGGUACUGAACAAUUCAAUGUAAUUCUGAACUGUUAUCCCUUGUCUUGAGAGACACUAUUUUAGUAAAAUUCCAGUGCUCUCACUAGUAAGAAUGUUCAUUUUGACUGGCAACACUUAGUCAUACCAACAUUCAAAGUAAGUGUUUAUAUGAAAAAUUUACGACAUUCUUCUUGUUCCCUGGUUGGGAGAGAUAACACAUUGCUGCCUUUUUAUGGAUUCUGAAGAGAAAUCAGAUGCUGUAGAAUUUUGAAAGCAGUGUAUCACAUUAAACUUUAAAAACACUCAUAGUGGUGUGGUUUAUUUACCACUAACUGCCAGAAAAAAAGUCAAAUAGUUCUUGAGUCCCACUGCAAGAGGUGGGAACUACUUCUCUAAUGCAAAGCAUACUUUGUAUUUUUGCCUCAGUGAAAACUGACAUUUUUGUCUAACUUUAGCAAUACUGGUGCUGUUAUCACAUUCAAAUCAACUAUGAUUUUACCGCUGACUUUUCAGACUGCGGGUGUUGCAAUAGGAUGUUUAGAAACAUACCACGGAAGAGUGAACAGAAGAGAAUGCUCCACACCAGUAUACCCAAGAUCGAGUCCUACUCGACCUAUGAGCCUGUGCGCUUCACUUCCCUUACCUGUAAAGUUAAUUUCUGCCUCUGAGUAACAUGUCCCUACACAGGAAGCUUUGUCCAUGAACCAGUUGAACUCAGUAUGAAAUCUAAAGGCUAAGUAUUAUUACUUCAAAUGCUCUGAGUAUAAUUUCUGCUUUUCCAACAACAGGGAUAGGAGAGCUAUACAAAAGUAUGUGUACAUAUACCUGUCUCCUAGCGAUGAAUGCAUUAGGACAUGAGCCAAAGAUUUUCUCGUGUGCUGUUUCUGUCUUAGGGAAUGUAAAGACAAAGAAAAUCAAAGUGUGAUAUCAGAGUUUACUAAAUUAAAGAAUAAGCUGUUAAAUGUACAGAGCAAAUGUAUACUUUCGAUAUAGACAUAUAGCUGAGCCUGUUAAUGUACACAGAUGAGUAGUUUGACUAGGAAUUCAUUUGUUAAGUUUGGGUGCACUAUCCAGCACAAGUGCUGGAUUAUCCCUCCAAACAAUACACUGGAAAAACAAAUAAUAUUUUAUACCUUUUCACUGUUCCGAGUGUAGCGUAGCUCCCACUGUUUUCUCGUAAAGUAUCAUGUUUUCUUUGCAUCUCCAAGCAGCGCUGAAGUAUUACAUUUGUGAAAAAAAAAAGUUAAGCACAUCCAUCCAGGCUUAACAGGGCAUGCCAAAAGAGGCCAAAGGGGUAAACGGGUUAUUUCAAAACAAUUAAAAGAGUAAAACCGCAAAUAAAAAUCAAGAGUGUUGAACUCCUCAGAAAUUCUGGCUCACCUGCACAGAGGAAAUGCCAUGGAUCAUGCCCUGCCAUUUGUUUAGCAGAGAAGAGGAGAAAGGAGCAAGAGUGCACCCACCCUGGUGCGAAGGAGAAUGCGUUUGCCUCAAGUAAUUGCAUGCAUGGUCACCAACCGUGAACAUGCAUGUCUAUGGCCCUUGAUAGAAAAUUCUUAUUAUAUAUAAUGCAAUAUGAUGGUUUUUUUGCUGUCUUUUGAUUAUUUACUGGAGAAUAAAAUAAACCAGAGUUAG